Trichomonas vaginalis G3 is the source of this 495-nucleotide messenger RNA. RefSeq lists its product as uncharacterized. The transcript has a single exon. NCBI's taxonomy places the organism in Eukaryota, Parabasalia, Trichomonadida, Trichomonadidae. Bases 1 to 495 code for a protein of 164 amino acids. The record is from RefSeq and is a predicted model, not a curated record.
AUGGAUGAUAACCAAGUUAUUAUAGAUAUUCCUGGAGCAAUAUCAGAAGCAAAACAGGUUCAAAAUCCUCAGCAUAGAGUUACAAAGUAUAUGGACGUUCUUUAUGCAAUAAAUCAAGCUGAAAAAAUUGAUGAACGUUCGUACAAACAUAUAUUAUCAAUAUUAGAAGAUACUUAUGCACUUUGCCGUCAAUAUAGAGUUCUAAAUUCGGAUGAAAUCAAAGAAGCUCUGAAUUAUAUCAAAAGGAUUGUUAGACAAAUGGACAAAAACGAGCAAGAUGCACUUCCCUUAACUCAAACUAAGCUUCGCGAAUAUAUCCAUCAAACAAUUGGCGCAAUGAGAUUUAUAAUUCGAGAUCUAAAGGAUUCCAAAGAAAAUCCAUAUCAUUUCCAAUUAGACAUAUCUACAGUACUCCUGAGUAUUAUGAUGUUCAUCUUAUUUAUCUUCGUUGUCAUUAAAGUUAGGUCUGUUGAAAAUCCACGUAAAAGGAGAUGA